Messenger RNA from Anguilla anguilla (European eel), 3902 nucleotides. RefSeq names its product glycine N-acyltransferase-like protein 3. Gene Ontology annotation, cellular component: mitochondrion. Gene Ontology annotation, molecular function: glycine N-acyltransferase activity. The record is from RefSeq and is a predicted model, not a curated record. The coding region runs from base 2299 to 3207 and encodes 302 amino acids. The transcript is spliced from 6 exons. NCBI's taxonomy places the organism in Eukaryota, Metazoa, Chordata, Actinopteri, Anguilliformes, Anguillidae.
AUUAAAUUAAAUCACAUAAAAUAUUUUAUAUGCAGGUUAGGUGAGGGGUUUUAGUACACAAUACCACUUGUGUUCGGUAUUCAGAGUGCUGAACAUUUUAACAAGGGCAUUGAAUAGCAAAGGGAUUGAGCUGCUCCUCCCGUGUAGCGCAUACACAUAUGUAUACAUCUAUACAUGUAUGUCUAUGGGGUGGCGUACAUAUGAACUGGAGCGGGUAGGAGGAGCCAGGCUGUGAAUCCUGGGGGAAACUAGCCUCUUGCUCGUGCUCGCAAAAGAGCUUGCUGACCAUUGAAUUAAAUGUAGAAAACCAAUGUGAUUUAACAACUAAAGAAAACCACUUCGAUCAGUUUUUCUGAUCAUGAAUUUCAAUAGGAAGCAAUAGUUGUUUUGAUCAAGGUGUUUUGGGAAAUAUUUAUUAUAAUUAACAUAUUUUAUUAUAUAUGACAUAUUUCACAAUCUGCUUUUCAUAUGAAACGUAACGAUCGUUAUUCGCGUUUCAAAAUACUAUCGGGUAAGUUUUAUUUUACCUUGAAAAGUCUGAUAUUCCCCAUUCAUUUUACUGACAACUCCAACUUUUUUUGUCAGCUGUGAACAGAGGUGGAAAGUCGAAAGUCCAGGGGUGAGAAAGUAGAAGCCCCGUCAUGCGUUUCUUCAGCCCAUGAGCUAAGCCAGUUGAUUUCACUAGCCUAAUUAGUUCUACCUCCUAGCUGAAAAAUCAUGCACAUGGUCGAAUCCAGGUGACUGGAACAAAAUACCGAGGAUGACUUUUUUCUGAACCUGGAUUUUCGAACUCUGUGAAGUUCUGACUUUGAAGCCUAUUCUGAUACAUCUGUGCAGGGAACUCUCUCUCUAUUUUCUGCAGUCAAUUGAAAAGUUAAUCACAGCCUCAUACUCAUUCAAGGUGCAGGUGUGUCAUGUGCACUGUGAUGUAGAACCACGUGGACCAUAUCCUAUCUUCUUAAUAAUUAGUCCAGUACGAGGAAAUUUCGGAGUUUUAAAGUACUGUCCAAAAUAAUUUAAUUUGGUCAGGGUGAAUUUGUAGUUUUGAAUGCACUUCAAUGGGGAAAUUUUAUUUUUUGUCCCCAGAGGCUUACUAUAGCCUACUACAAUAACCUUGAGUAACCACUGGAGUUUGCUAGCUUCACAGAGAACUGCAACAUGAAAAAACUUUUUUUCCUGCAGCCAUCUAAAAUAACUUAUUGAGCUGCAACGGGCCUUGAAGAUGCUUGCCCUCACUGGGUGAUGCCUACAUAAGGUGAAGAUUUACUUAUUUAAAGUGACCAUAUGUCAUUGAAAGCAGAGUAAAGCACCAUGACAUUAUUAUCAAAAGAUUCAUGGCUUUAUCCUCUUUCUAACGAGACCACAUAUGAAUAUGUCAGGAGGCAAUUCAGCUCAGCUAUUGAAUACCUCCACAAGAUAGAAAUAUACUCCUGCUUCUUACAACGGAUGUGAUGGAUGUAAAUUUUGAUUGCAGGACUCAAUACCCCGUUCUACAUAGACAUUAGGACUUUCAGUUUCAAUCGAAUGUCAUGGAUUGACAUCCAAACUUAAAAUGUAAUGGAUGUCAAGAACUGAAGAGUUAGUUAUCAUUUUGAGCAUUCACAAAUUAGACAAGUUACCCCUUUGGAAUCUGAAGUUAUUCAAACCUUGAAAAUCCACAUGCAUUGUAAAGAUGGUUUCUGACAGCAUAAUACAUAAUAUUAACUUCUCAACUCUUGGGAUUGCAGCUAAACUUACAACAUAAAUAAAACAAAAUAAUUAGAUGCCAAAUUCACUGUUGUCUAGAGCAGCCGGUAGAUAGCUGGUGAACGGGAUUGUUUUGAUUUCAGGAGCACUGUUGUGUAGUCCUAUCAUACAGAAGAGGAGAAAUCUGAGUUCUAGUGUGAUCAAUCUUGCUGAUAGAAAAAUGCCAGACUUUUUUCACAAUUCUACUAUUUAUCACUAAUAAAUAGUCAUUUGGAUUUAAUUUAGUCAAUAAACUUGAGCUGAACCAUGGUCUCCCAUAAUCAGUGUAUGCUCUGUCCCAGUGAGAAUAUACUGAGUUCCACUCACAAUUGAGUGUGUCUCAACAAAAACACAAAAACCACCAGUGGGAAUUGCAAGGGGGCUUCAGCUUGUACUUUCUAAAUUUGAAGAUAUGAGAAUGGUAAUGAACAAUGCCCCCCUACCCUCUUUAAUGUACCCGUUCACUGUCAGUUGAGGAAGGAGAUUUGGGUCUUGUAAUGCAAGGACAUGAACUAGACCCCACUGUCUUAAUGCAACACCUUUUGUGGCAGCGACAUCCUUCAACAUGGUGGCAUGACGGAUGUCAACCCCUUUGGAAAAAAAAAGGGAACUCCAUUCACAUGGUGGAAGAAGAGGCUUAAAAAGAUGAAAAUUUUAAAUAAGGCCGAAUUACAGCAAGCGGGAAAGGUUCUGCAGUCACACUUACCAAAAAGCUCCAAGGUGUAUGGAUAUCUGUUCGGUAUGAAUAGAAACAAACCACAUACAUUGGAGGUUAUUGUAGACUCCUGGCCUGAUUUUAAAACAAUUAUUUGUCGACCAGACCCAAAGAAUGCACAUACUCUGCUUUACAAAAAUCGACUGAAUUUCUUCAGCACUGAUGAGAAGAUUCUUAAGAAAAUGUUGACAGAAGACAAGGUCUUAGACUGGAAUAAAUACUUCAGAAUUGGAGGGUUUGACAUUCGUCAUGCCACCAUGUUGAAGGAUGUCGCCGCCACAAAAGGCGCUACAUUCAGACAGUUAAUUCUAGUUCAUCUCCUUGUGUUACAAGACCCAAAUCUCCUUCCUCAACUGACAGUGAACAGUGAUAUGGAGGCCAGGAUCUCCUCUCUGAAUGAAUCCCAUGUCAGUUUGGUGAAUAAAACCUGGAAAUUUGGAGGUGAUGAAAAAGGUUUCCAACUAAUUAAAUAUCUCAUAAGCCACUUCCCCACCUGUUGCAUCACUGAUGAAGAAGGCUGUCCAGUUUCUUGGGUGCUUCUAUAUGAUUACUGUGCCAUGGGGCUACUGUACACAGCCCCAGACUACAGGGGGAGGGGCUAUACCAAGAUCCUGAUAAGCACCAUGGCAACAAGGCUCCAUGCCCAAGGUUACCCUGUGUACUGCUUCAUCGAGGAGGAGAACCAGCUGUCCUACAGGCUCUCUAAAAAACUGGGCUUUACUGAAGACCCCUCCUACAGGGCUGCCUGGUAUGAGUUCAACUACUAAAAUAGUGUUGGGAACAUCACAACUAAACUCAAUGCUGAUGUGACUUUAUUCAAUUACUCUAUACACAAUGCAGCAGUGUAGCUGGAUCUCAAUCAGGUUGUCAAAGAUAAUGUACUGUUGGGUUGAGAAGGAAAGCUCUAUUCUUGACUUGUAAUAGAGAGGCAAUGCAGUCAGGAAAACAGUUCACUUUUGAUCCAAUUAGAGAGGUCUCUUUUUCUGAAAAAAGCGUACGCCUGCCCACAGUCAGAUAUCUAGUGUUUAGAUUUUGGCCUUAGAGAAACAGUGAAUUGGAUACAAUAUUAUAUUGUUUCUAAGAAUGUAGGCAGUCCUCCCCUCCUCGAGAAAACGUUAUUGGGGUAAUUUAAAGUCCGCUGAUACCCUAAUCUAGGCUGGUGAUCUAUGGGUCUGACAAUUAUUGACAAUUAUCUGAGAGAUAAACUUCCAUGCUUUUUAUAGGUAUUCAAUUGCUGAACAGAAUCAUAUCCUGACAUAAUGUUUGAUCUUUUUAGUAAGAGAGUUAAUUCUGCAGUCUUUUAAUAAUAAUUGCAUAGUGCUUAGCGCUGCUUCUACCAACGUAACUUCACAUUAAUCAGUAAGUACAUGGCUAUUUUUAUACAGUCUAUGGUACAUGGUCAGCUUUUGGGUAUGCCAGUCCCUGUCAUAAAUGAACCUGAUUAAAUAAUGUACAAUUUCAA